AUGCCUCCUUUAAUUAAACCUCCUCAUUUUUUCCCUCAAUUUUUUAAAAUUAAAAAAAAUCUUUUUCAGCUAGAUCUAUCUUCAAAUAAAUUAACUAGUCUAAAUAUCAGAACUUUUGAAGGACUUGAUAAGCUUGAACGACUUUUAUUAUUUAAUAAUUCUAUUCAAAAUAUUCACGAAGAAGCAUUUCAAGAAUUGGGGAAUUCUUUGGAAUAUUUAAAUAUUAGUCACAAUUUAAUCACAAAACUUCCUGCAGCUAUUGGACGAUUAAGUAGAGUUGAGAUUGUUGAUUUGUCUUACAAUAAAAUAUCGUGGGUUUUUAUCUAA
Messenger RNA from Meloidogyne enterolobii, 327 nucleotides. NCBI's taxonomy places the organism in Eukaryota, Metazoa, Nematoda, Chromadorea, Rhabditida, Meloidogynidae. The record is from the annotation of a GenBank genome assembly.